This is a messenger RNA of Oryza sativa Japonica Group (Japanese rice), 2810 nucleotides long. RefSeq lists its product as uncharacterized. The record is from RefSeq and is a predicted model, not a curated record. Lineage: Eukaryota; Viridiplantae; Streptophyta; Magnoliopsida; Poales; Poaceae.
CUCGCCGUCACCCUCACCCACAUCACAAGAGCGCUUCGCUUCUUCUCCUCUUCCGCAUCGCAUCUCAUCUCCUUCCUCCAACCCAACCCAACCCACCGUACUAGUAUUGACUUUGGUUUAUUUUGCCCUCCCUUCCAUUGAUUCUACUCCUACUCCUACUACUUUUUUUUUUGUUUUUGUGUUUUUGUUUGCUUCUACUAGACUACUACUACUCCACUCGUCUUUGCUUGCCUUUUGUCACCCACUGUUUAACCUCAAUUCUCGUGCUCUGGGAGAGAGUCUACUACUAGGGAUGGGCACCGGCGGCGGCAGGGUCGCCCUCGACGGCGGCGGCCGGCGCCGGAGGAAGCUGGACGAAGAGGAUGAUGAGGAGUAUGUGGCGGACGACGACGAGGAGGAAGACGAAGACGAAGACGAGGAGGAGUACCAACAGGCCGCCGCCCCCUCCGACGACGGCGAGGAGGGGGGCGACGACGAAGCGGAGCCGGAGGACGAAUCUGAUGCGGAUUUCGUCGGGGACGAGGAGGAGGAGGAGGAGGACCUCGAAGACGAAGAUGAUUUGGAGGAGGUCAAGGCGCCGCGCCCCAAGCGCCCGCCCAAGGGGAAGCCGCCGCCGAGAUCUCGCCGUCGGAGGCAAAAGGACGACGACGAUGACUACGAAGAGGAGGAGGAGGAGGACGCCGACUUCGAUCCGGACGUGGACGAAGACGACGAGGAAGAGGUAGAUGAAGAUGAAGAGGAAUUUGAGCAAGAUGACGACGAUUCCGAUGAUUUUGCCCCGAUUCGCGUCAGAAAGACCAGCACCAAGAACCACGUGGCCAAGCGGAAGCCACCACCCGGCCGUAAGAAGAAGAAGAGGAAACCUUCUAGGGUUUCUAAGGCAAAGCCUAAGAAGCCCACCUCAGGGCGCCGCCGGAGGAAGCGAUGGGCCACCGAUGACGACGAGGAAGAAGAGGACGAUGCGGAUUUCAUCGUGGAGGACGAUCAGGAAGAAGAGGAGGACGACCACCGCCCAAAGAAGAAGGCCAAGGCUGCUAGGAAGACCAGGGAUGUCACGCCGGAGCCGGAUGUCGAGGCAAGCGCAUGGCCGGCCGUCGAAUCAGACACUUCAGAAUUCGAAUUCGUGACAUCUGAUGAAGAAGCUGCUGACAAGGAAGCACCAGCCGCUGAACCAGCAAAAACCAAGGGGAAGAAGGGCAGGAAGAGGUGGGGAUCUGGGUCAGAGUCAUCAUCUGAUUCUGAUUAUGUCAUAUCAGAGCAGGAACUGAAGGAUCUGGAAGUCUCCAUGCCUCCAGAUGCAGCUCUGCAAUCACCUGCAACCCUGCCGCGCCGGACCUUUCUUUCAAGGAGGGUGGGGGAGAAGGGGAAAGAGCCUGAAGAGGCUUGGAAACAGACAUGUGGGAUAUGCCUCUCGGAAGAACAGAGAGCCACGAUACAGGGUGUGCUUAAUUGCUGCGCACAUUACUUCUGCUUCGCUUGCAUCAUGGAGUGGUCAAAGGUGGAGUCCAGGUGCCCAUUGUGCAAACGCCGAUUCACAACAAUUACCAAGUCAUCAAUGGCAGAUCUAGGGCUUGGAUCAAGGAAAGCUGUCAUUAGGGUAGAAAAACGUGAUCAGGUGUAUCAGCCCACAGAAGAGGAAAUGAGACGUUGGUUGGAUCCGUAUGAAAAUGUUGUAUGCAUAGAGUGCAAUCGUGGUGGUGAUGACAACCUCAUGCUACUAUGUGAUAUUUGUGAUUCCUCAGCACAUACCUAUUGUGUUGGUCUAGGAAGACAAGUACCAGAAGGAAACUGGUACUGCGGAGGAUGUAGAUCCGGUGGGGAGGGCCCCUCUGCACAGGAUACGGUGGUUCACUGCAGAGAAAGUAAUACCAACCCUGCCAACAGUAGUUCUGGAUCAUUUGGCUCAGCCACACCAAGUGGAGUGUUCCAGAGACCACCACCAAUCAACACCCAACCUUCUCUACAAGGAUUCGAUCUAAAUCUCUCACCAAGAGAAACCCCUGAUGAAGAUAAGCGAGAAGAGUCACAUGUUUCAGCUGAUGCUGUUUCGACUCCUACUGGAAGGCAUGCCACUCUCGAUAGGAGGCGGGCCUUUAACCGACGAAUUCGCAUCCUUCUAUUUAGACCAAGGGUCACACCUAAUGGGUGGCAGAAUCCGAUUCAGUCUGACAGGACAAUACCAGAGAAUGAACAAAAUCCACAGAGCACGUCCACUCCAACUGAAGUGAACCCAUCAUGUUCCAGGGAUAGUUCUAUGCAGAACCAGCAGAGUAGCUCAUCUUUUGUUCAGCCAGCAAGGGGUCUUAUUGAACGCACCUAUGGGGGUGGAAGCAAUUUCCAACAAACAGAAGGUGCUAAGGAACAGCUGAUUCCUAUUGUCAAGAGGAACCUCAAACUAAUGUGUGCUCAGUCCCCAUUGGGUCAAUCUGAUUUCAAGAAUGUUGCACGGAGAGCAACACACACUAUCUUAGCACUGUCUGGGAUUGCACACAACGAGGAUUUUGUUGUCAGUACGCCUCAUCCUCUCCCUAGCCAUUGUAACCAUGCCUGUGAUGGUCAGGAACCAGCAUUUCUCAUGAGAACCUGCUGCUCAUCAUGCUUCAACUCCUUUGUUGGUGGUGUCGUCAGUUACAUUGCAGAAAUGUUUACCUGAAGAUGCUGCCAUCAUCUAUUGACUUGACAAUUUUUCUCUAUUGUUGUCAUUCUUUCAAUUAUAAACAGAUCAAAAGAUUAUACAACCACAGACAUGUUACUCAAUGUAUGGAUAGUUUAAAAUAUAAUGCAUUUUUAAUGACGCAUUCUGAGCUCCA